CAACUCCAAAGUCCCAAGCCGGCUUCAUCUCCUCACCUCCCGUUACUCUUCCUCACCGAGUCACCGACCACUCUACCCUCUCUACCAGGCGCUUCGCUUCCCCCAGCAGGCCGGCGGCGAUGACGAGCCUGCAGGCGGCCCCGCGCCUCAGACUCCACCUGGCCCCGUGCGAGCCCCGCGGCCGGCUGCUUCCGCCGUCGAGGCUCGUCCUCUCCCCGUCCUCCUGCAGGCUUUACACUCUCAUAUCCAGACAACUUCCCAUUUGCAAUGCACAAUCAUAUGCUGAUGAUUUACUGGUAGCUAGUGCGCAAAGCUCCACCAUUGCUCGCUCAAGGUUGCUUGCUGCAGAAAGAGAGGAAGCAAAGGCUGUGCUAUCGCUUUUCUUAAGGCAGAAAGGUUUGAGAAGUGCGGUGGCUGCACGUAUCGCCAACAAAUCAGAUGGUUUCAUUGAGCACCUGGUUUCAAAGCUCCAGAUUGCUUACAGAUCUCGAUAUGCUGAAGGAAGGGAGUUGAGCACACCUGAAAUCAGAGAUGCUCUCCUCCCAUAUCUAGAAGCUCUUUCUAAAGAACAUGGAGAUGGUUUGUUCGAGGUGGUGGAGAACUUCCCUGAUCCUUUUGCUGCGGAAAGGGAAUCCUUGUCUUACUCGAUGGUACUUACACCGACAAGCUCCAAUAAACAGAAGGCAAUUGCUCGAGUAAGCACACCAACCUCAGGGGGAGCCCUGCCUGAGCUAGUGCUCUACCUACUGGACUUUGGCAUGGAUCAUGAGGAGAUCAAGAAUAUCGUGCGCAAGUUCCCAGCAUUUGCGUAUUACAAUGUGGAUCGUAAGAUAAAGCCCCUGGUGGAUCUACUGCUUGAGCUUGGUGUGCCAAGGUCAAGCAUACCCGGAAUCAUCAGGAAGAGACCUCAGCUAUGUGGAAUCAGCUUAACAGAUAAUCUGAAACCUAUGAUGGCCUAUAUGGAAAAUAUUGGUGUCAACAAAGCUCAGUGGGGCAAGGUGCUAUGCCGGUUCCCUGCAUUUCUCACAUAUAGCAGGCAGAAGGUGGAGGUAACAGUGAGCUACCUUACUGAGCUAGGAGUUUCUAGUGAAAACAUUGGCAAGAUCCUGACACGAUGUCCUCAUCUCAUGAGCUACAGUGUUAACGACAACCUCAGGCCAACUGCUGAAUACUUUCGGUCCAUUGGUGCAGAUGCUGCAUCUCUCAUUCAGAAAUGCCCCCAGGCCUUUGGUCUGAACAUCGAGUCAAAGCUGAAGCCGAUCACAAAGUUUUUUCUGGAUAGAGAGUUCAGCAUCGAGGAAAUUGGCAUUAUGGUGAAUAGAUUUGGUAUUAUUCACACACUCAGUUUGGAAGAAAAUCUGCUCCCAAAAUACGAAUACUUCCUGACAAUGGGUUACCCAAGGUAUGAACUUGUGAAGUUUCCACAAUACUUCGGGUACAGCUUAGAGCAGCGGAUAAAACCUCGCUAUGCUCGGAUGACCGGGUGUGGAGUAAGGUUGAUUUUGAACCAGAUGCUGUCAAUCUCAGAUAGCAGAUUUCAGGAAAUCCUGCAAAAGAAGAUGGAUAAAGCGUGAAAUUUCAUUUCCAGAUCAGCACAAAGUUGGACAAGUUCACAUGGAAAAAAUGUUAGGUUGCUAUUCUGUUAUAUCUAUCUAACUGAUGUGGCAGUAGAUUGAUAAUUUCCAGAAGUAGUACCGCAGAAAUUUUAUCUCAUCAUGCACUUCUAUAGAGAUAAACCCACUGGCAGUUUGUUCCUUUGCAUGACAGUUGACGAAAGCUUAGGACUUGGAUAGGAACAAUUUGAUAUAGAACUGUUGAAGGUUUACAUAGUUCACCUAGUCGUUUUUGCAAGGAUGUGUUGUAACCUUCGGGAAUGCUGUUAUUUCUAUUUGGAUACGAACAGUUUGAUAUAGAAUUUGGCUAUGCUUUUUUAGAUAUGAUUACUUAUUUA
Molecule: messenger RNA, 1951 nt
Organism: Brachypodium distachyon (stiff brome)
Lineage: Eukaryota; Viridiplantae; Streptophyta; Magnoliopsida; Poales; Poaceae
Product: transcription termination factor MTERF5, chloroplastic
Exons: 4
Coding region: 120-1574 (484 amino acids)
Biological process (GO): regulation of DNA-templated transcription
Molecular function (GO): double-stranded DNA binding
Source: RefSeq, a predicted model, not a curated record